Messenger RNA from Schistocerca nitens (vagrant locust), 448 nucleotides. RefSeq lists its product as uncharacterized. The coding region runs from base 65 to 370 and encodes 101 amino acids. The transcript is spliced from 4 exons. NCBI's taxonomy places the organism in Eukaryota, Metazoa, Arthropoda, Insecta, Orthoptera, Acrididae. The record is from RefSeq and is a predicted model, not a curated record.
UCUCCAAAUAUUUCAAAAAUUAAUUAAUGUCUCAAGGAAACUGAGAGAACAGAUCCUGUCAGCAAUGUGUCCUGAACACAUUGUUUCACUUUUCAGGCCCCUUUUUGAUAAUAGUGAGUGUGUUGAAGGAAAAAUUGUUUUCAAAGAAGAAAUUGUUUCCCUGUUUGUUGAGGCUUUGCUGCUGAUGUCUAAAUUGGCACCACAUAAUUGCAUGUGGCAAGAGGCAUAUUCAGGCAUGCUGGAUCACGUAGUUCUUCAGAGAUUACUUGCUAUGGCAUUAUAUAUAGCACCUGAAUCAGUCAAAACACAAGUUCUCUCACUUGUUCAUAAUACCUACUUCCCUGAAAAAAGGAUCGACUGGCCCAGCUAAUACCUGAAAUGCAGACCUGGUGGCGGAGUGGCCGUCCUUGUGCUGCAGAGGAUUUGCCACUGGGCAGUCGAGAUGCCA